AUGUCGAGGGGCACAAUUCCGAUCCUCAGGCAGGUCCUCUCCGGCGGUCGAUCCGCAGCCGCGACCCGAUCCGUGACGUACAUGCCCCGCCCCGGCGACGGCAACCCCCGCCCCGUGACCCUGAUAGCCGGAGACGGCGUGGGACCGCUCGUCACUGGCGCAGUGGAGCAGGUGAUGGAGGCAAUGCACGCGCCGGUGUAUUUCGAGAAAUACGACGUCCAUGGCGAUCUGAAGAGCGUGCCGGCGGAGGUGAUCGAGUCGAUUAAGAAGAACAAGGUCUGCCUCAAGGGGGGUUUGAAGACGCCUGUUGGCGGUGGGGUGAGCUCGCUGAACGUGAUGUUGAGGAAGGAGCUCGAUCUUUAUGCGUCCCUCGUGCACUGUUUCAAUCUGAAGGGGCUUCCCACCAGGCACGACAAUGUGGAUAUCGUCGUGAUUCGGGAGAAUACUGAGGGAGAAUACUCAGGCCUCGAGCAUGAGGUUGUUCCUGGAGUUGUUGAAAGCCUGAAGGUCAUAACAAAGUUCUGUUCCGAACGGAUUGCAAAGUAUGCCUUCGAGUAUGCCUAUCUGAACAACAGGAAAAAGGUCACUGCCGUGCAUAAAGCAAAUAUCAUGAAGCUUGCAGAUGGUUUAUUUUUGGAGUCGUGUCGUGAAGUUGCUAGCAAGUAUCCUAGUAUCCAAUACAAUGAGAUGAUCGUGGAUAACUGCUCCAUGCAGCUUGUUUCUAAACCAGAGCAAUUUGAUGUGAUGGUGACUCCUAAUCUCUAUGGCAAUUUGGUUGCAAAUACAGCUGCUGGCAUUGCUGGUGGUACUGGAGUCAUGCCCGGGGGUAAUGUGGGGGCCGAUCAUGCUAUUUUCGAGCAAGGUGCUUCUGCUGGUAAUGUAGGUAACGAGACAUUGCUGGAGCAAAAGAAGGCAAAUCCGGUAGCUCUGCUCCUUUCUUCAGCUAUGAUGCUAAGACACUUGCAAUUUCCUUCAUUCGCUGAUCGACUAGAAACUGCUGUGAAGCGCGUUAUUUCAGAAGGAAAAUACCGGACAAAGGAUCUCGGCGGAGAUAGUACCACACAAGAAGUUGUUGAUGCUGUCAUUUCAAAUCUUGACUGA
Molecule: messenger RNA, 1101 nt
Organism: Striga hermonthica
Lineage: Eukaryota; Viridiplantae; Streptophyta; Magnoliopsida; Lamiales; Orobanchaceae
Source: the annotation of a GenBank genome assembly